Messenger RNA from Aspergillus steynii IBT 23096, 1436 nucleotides. Its product is annotated as NUDIX hydrolase. Gene Ontology annotation, molecular function: hydrolase activity, acting on acid anhydrides, in phosphorus-containing anhydrides. NCBI's taxonomy places the organism in Eukaryota, Fungi, Ascomycota, Eurotiomycetes, Eurotiales, Aspergillaceae. Gene Ontology annotation, cellular component: mitochondrion. The coding region runs from base 354 to 1382 and encodes 342 amino acids. The transcript has 3 exons. The record is from RefSeq and is a predicted model, not a curated record.
UCCCAGCCAUUGCCAACGUUACCUUCUCCGAAGUACCUAGGUUUCUAGCAUGCCUUCUUUCCCCGUCCAUUAAUUCUCCUUGCCCUUUCCUUAUCGGUUUUAGAAAGGAGAAUUCGCGCCUCGGUUGCUCUUCAUAGAAGGACAUGAUCACCCCCGCACAUGUGCCUCGAAGCACAUCUAUAAUCUCCAGGUCGCUAUACAUCAGCCGGCAAGGACUUACCCGACGCUCCGUCGCGGCAGGUUCUUCGACUUCACCUUCACGACCUACUACAAGGUGCUUCCAUCUAGGUCAAUCUAUUGUCAGAAAGACCUCACCUAUCGCUCAUACCAAGGGGGUCUUUUCAUCGCGCAGUAUGUCAUCGCAGAGCGGCAAUCAAAAGCCGAAACCGAAGCCAUCGGCGCCUAGGCCGAGUUCAAGUGUCAUUCUGGUCUCUCCAAAGAAUGAGAUUCUCCUGCUUCAUCGCGUCAAGACAUCCACGUCAUUUGCCUCGGCUCACGUCUUCCCCGGCGGAAACCUGUCGGUUCAGGAUGGACCAUGUCCGCCCGUCGAGGACCUGAAAAGGCACGACGAUGGUCCCUGGUACCGGCAGGCCGCACUCAGGGAGCUGUUCGAAGAAAGUGGAAUCCUCUUGGCUAAGAACCAGACCUCCGGCGACAUGCUGACUGUCCCGGAGGAGACACGAGAAAAGGGCAGACGGUCUAUUCAUCAGCAAGAGGUCACUUUCUCGGACUGGCUGAAGGGGUUAGAUCCUGCAGCUGUCCCCGAUACAGAGCGGCUGAUCCCGUUCACGCGAUGGAUCACCCCGACGAAUGUGCCCAGGCGAUACUCCACGCAGAUGUACCUUUAUUUCUUACCUCUGCCUCUCGAAUCCGACAAAUCACUCUUGAAUGAGAUUCCUGCGGAAGGAGAGCGAGAGGAAAUCCAAGUGCCUACGAGCGAUGGCGGCAUUGAAGUCACCGAGGCCAGAUUCUUGCCGGCUUCGGAAUGGCUUAGCAUGGCUAAGCAGGGCGAGAUCAUGCUUUUCCCGCCCCAGUUUCUCCUUUUGCAUCUGGUGUCGCAAUUCCUAGACAAAGAGCCUCGUACAGGAACCUCCAUAGACGAUUUGAAGCAGCGACGGACUCAACUGGUCGAGUUCGCACAUUCGGGUACUCCCCCAUGGACCGAAAAGUGCAUAUCUCCUAAAAUGCUCAAAAUGACAUCCGACAACCGCACAGUCCUGGCCCUGGAUCAUCCUGGACCGGAAUUGAAAGACAGCGAUAGACGAGGCGAGUCCGACCGAGUUGUGUUGGUACGGUUCUCGAAAGGAACCGCUCGUCAGCUGGAAGUGCGGUUGAAGAGGGAGGUGCUCUCGGGCGAGGGGGGAGAUAAAUCACAUCUCUAAGACAUCCAGACGUUACACCAGUCAUGUAUAUACCCUAGACACCGAAGAAGUCAC